AUGAAGUGGGUUUGGACCGGUUGGAACGAGUCGUUUUUCAGCACCGUAGAGCGGAUCAACCUCGCUUUCAGGCGAUUCAGGUUGCACGGCGGGGAUGUGUCUCCGGUGAAGAUGCCUCAUAAACGGUGUGAAGUCAAAUUUGCUGGACAAUGCUUUCCUGCUUCUCAAAGUGUGGUGAGAAAGAGAGAGAUGAACUGUGUUGCUUCUGUGCUUUAA
This is a messenger RNA of Ilex paraguariensis (yerba mate), 216 nucleotides long. Lineage: Eukaryota; Viridiplantae; Streptophyta; Magnoliopsida; Aquifoliales; Aquifoliaceae. The record is from the annotation of a GenBank genome assembly.